This is a messenger RNA of Peromyscus leucopus (white-footed mouse), 1881 nucleotides long. RefSeq names its product tyrosine-protein kinase receptor UFO-like. Gene Ontology annotation, molecular function: ATP binding; transmembrane receptor protein tyrosine kinase activity. Gene Ontology annotation, biological process: protein phosphorylation; positive regulation of kinase activity; nervous system development. NCBI's taxonomy places the organism in Eukaryota, Metazoa, Chordata, Mammalia, Rodentia, Cricetidae. The transcript is spliced from 2 exons. The record is from RefSeq and is a predicted model, not a curated record. Bases 22 to 384 code for a protein of 120 amino acids. Gene Ontology annotation, cellular component: signaling receptor complex.
CCCCAGUUCCUGCCUACUCAGAUGCUGGUGAAGUUCAUGGCCGACAUUGCCAGUGGUAUGGAGUACCUAAGUACCAAGAGAUUCAUACACCGGGACCUGGCUGCUAGGAACUGCAUGCUGAAUGAGAACAUGUCCGUGUGUGUGGCAGACUUCGGACUCUCCAAGAAGAUCUACAAUGGGGACUACUACCGCCAAGGGCGCAUUGCCAAGAUGCCAGUCAAGUGGAUUGCCAUCGAGAGUCUGGCAGAUCGAGUCUACACCAGCAAGAGUGAUAUGUGGUCCUUUGGCGUGACAAUGUGGGAGAUCGCCACCCGAGGCCAAACUCCCUAUCCAGGAGUGGAGAACAGUGAGAUUUACGACUACCUAUGCAGGGAAAUCACCUGAAACAGCCUGUGGACUGCCUGGAUGGCCUGUAUGCCCUGAUGUCUCGGUGGUGGGAGCUAAACACACGGGACCGGCCAAGUUUUGCAGAGCUUCGGGAAGACCUGGAGAACACAUUGAAGGCUCUGCCCCCUGCUCAGGAGUCUGAUGAAAUCCUCUAUGUCAACAAGGAUGAGGGCACAAGCCACCUUGAACCCCGUGGUGCUGCUGGAGGAGCUGAUCCCCCGACUCACCCCGAUCCGAAGGAUUCCUGCAGCUGUCUCACUGCAGCUGAAGUCCACGCUGCUGGACGCUACGUCCUCUGUCCUUCUACAGUUCCUGGACCCAGUCUGUCCGCUGACAGAGGCUGCCCAGCACCCCCAGGGCAGGAGGAUGGAGCCUGAGACAAUCUUCCACCUGGGAUGCCCUCUCAGGAUCCAAGCUUGGCACUGCCACUGGGGGGAACCUCACCCCCACUUUGCCACUCCUGGCCUUCUCCCCGACUGCAGCAUGAUCUUUCCUCCCUUCUCAAAUUCAGCACAGAAAGACUUGUCCUUCUUUCUGUGUCGUAAACAUCCUAUGCAUAAAAAGAAGGGUCGGGCUGCCGUCUCGAAGGAUCUUCUCAGAUCUGACAUCCCAACAUUCUGUAUUCUACGGUUUGAGUCUAGAUUUCAAGGUUCUAGAUCUCCAAGAUGAUAUGAGUCCUUGGGUCUAAGGAACCGAGACCCUGGUUUCUAAGUCUCAAGAGCUAUUGUUGUAGACAUGGCCCACUGUUCAAAGGCUCUGAGAUUCUGUGGCUCUAGAUUUUUCUGGUUCUAAAAUUCUUGGUGAUGCCCUUAUGGUUUUUGGUUGCACAGCUCUGAGAUUCCAGGAUCUAAGGCCUUGUGAUUCUAGACUUUAUUUUUCUGGAGCCCAGGGUCCUAUGAGUGGAAGCUUCUAGAUUUUAAAAUUCUACAGGUUCUAGGCAUGAAGGUUCUAAGGCAUACUGUUCUCAAAUUUAACAGCUCUUCAUGUUGCAAUACUCCAGAUCAUAAAAUUUCAAACAUUUAUUUUCUCAAUUUCUAAGAUUCCAGUGAUGGUCAUUUACAGCCUCUGAGGCGUUAUGAUAAUAAGUUCUUUUAUAUAAAACCCUGCAUCUCAAGGGAAUAAGAUUCUAGAAUCUGAAAUUCAAAAGCUUUAAGAGUCUCCAGACUGAGUUUCUAAGCUAUGAUGUGAUGAUAAUCUAAAAUUUGGUCUGAGGUUCUAGAUUCUCUAAGAUUCUACAUCAUAUGCCCCAAGAUUACAGAUUAUUAAAUUCUAAUGUUGGCCUGCUCUUGAUCUCAGGCACUGUAAGAUACUGUGGGUCCAAGACUCGGGGUCCUAAGAGGCUCACAGUUAAUUGUGACUAACUAGACACCAAAGUUCUAACCAUUUCUAAUGCUGGACACCUCUGAGUUCUGUGCUGCUUCCUGCCUUUCUAGCACUUAAUUAAAGACCCGAGAAUACAUGUUUCUAAAAAUAUUAAAGCUCUAAGCACUGUAA